AUGGCUCUACCUGAGAAAGACGGAGCCAGCGGGCUGGCCCCAUUUAAUAGUCUCAGAACACUGCCUCGGCUUCAAAUUAUUGACGAAAACCAGGCUUUUACGAACGAGUUGCCCAAUUAUAUGAAAGACGAAUGGAAGCUCGCCGACUCUGGCUUCAAUUAUAAUUUGGUAGCGGUUUUUGGGUCACAGAGUACAGGGAAAAGUACCUUGCUUAAUCGCUUAUUUGGAACAAAUUUCGACGUGAUGAGUGAAGCAGCGCGUAGGCAAACGACGAAAGGUAUAUGGAUGAGUCGUGGAAAAGAUAUGAAUGUACUUAUAAUGGAUGUCGAAGGGACCGAUGGAAGAGAAAGAGGAGAAGAUCAGGAUUUCGAACGUAAAAGUGCUCUAUUCUCGAUGGCCACCUCCAAUGUCAUUAUUGUCAAUUUAUGGGAGCAUCAAGUUGGUCUAUACAAUGGCGCAAAUAUGGGUCUUCUCAAAACUGUGUUUGAGGUGAAUUUGCAACUGUUUCAAGCGGCUCGAGGCAAAGAAAAGACAUUGCUUUUAUUUGUGAUUAGAGAUCACGUUGGACAGACACCACUUUCCGAUUUAUCUAACACCUUAACAGCAGAUUUGGGAAGGAUCUGGCAAAAAGGUUUGGAAAAUUGUAAGAUAGACGAUUACUUUGAUUUCAUGUUCACAGCGUUACCUCACAAAGUACUGCUACCUGAUAAAUUUGAGCAAGAAGUGGUUAAACUUCGUGAUAGAUUUGUGAAUCAAAACAAUAAGGAUUACGUGUUCAACCCAAAUUACAGUAAACGUGUUCCAGCUGACGGGUUUCAUGUUUACGCUGAAGGAAUUUGGGAUCAAAUUAUGUCAAAUAAAGACUUGGACUUGCCGACACAGCAAGAACUGCUCGCUCAAUAUCGUUGUGAUGAAAUUGCAACGGUAGCCUUUGACGCCUUCAUGCAAAAAAUCAAAGGAUACAGACAGCCAAUCGAAGCUGGCAAAGUACUUGAAGAUUUAGGUCCACAGAUGGAGGAAAUUCGAAAUGCUACGAUAAAACAAUUCGAUAAAGAUGCCUCUCGUUACCACGCCGAAGUAUACAAACGGAAACGAACCGAAAUACUCAACAAGACCAAUUCUCAAUUACACGGUUUCUACCUUGGGCAACUAAAGAAUCUUACCAAAAGGGCUAUUACCAUUUUCAAAUCUAAAGUCCAAGAAGAUUUGAAGCGAGAAGAUUAUGAUUUUGCUCUAGUUGUGGAAAGCGCUCGUAACGAGGCUGAAGGGAUAUUCCUCAAAGGCGCUAAAGCUAUUGUUCUAUCUGAAACUGAUUGGAGCUUUGAGGAAGAACAACUACAGCUUUCCGAAGAGAUAAAUGAAAUUGCUUCGAAAUCACGCACAGAGGAAACGAAAAAGAUGAUCAAAGCAUUGGAGAAAUCAUUCCAAAGUCAACUUAAUGAGCAUCUUGGACUAUACCUAAAUAAACCUGGUCCCGAGAUGUGGGUGAAAGUCAUCACCAAAUUCAAGGAUAUGCUUGACAAUACCGAACAUAAAUUAUUGAAGCGUGCUAAAAGCUUCAAUUCCUCCGAAGAAGAAAACCAAACAUCCGUGGAUAAUUUACGGAAACGUUCUUGGCAGCUCUUGAGGAAAAAGAUCGAUGAAGAAGUGGCUGAUAACAUAUUUGAAGAGAAAUUUCGUUAUGACGACGAGGGUAUCCCCAAAGCGCUUAAUCUGAUCCCGUUAUUUGCUCAAAUCCAAAUUCCUGGAGAUGUCAAGCUAGAUAUUCCUUCAGAUAAUGAACUUGACUUCGACGAAUCAUUAAUAAUCCUUUCGGAAACACGACAACAUGAUUUGACUGUUCGUUUCAAACGCGAAUCAGAUGCCUUCUACUUAGAAGCAAAACGAUCUGUCGUAUCAACAACCGCGCAUAUACCAUAUUACGUAUAUCUCCUAAUUGUUGCUCUCGGAUGGAACGAAUUCCUAUCAAUCAUAACAUCACCCAUUUAUUUGGUGGCCUUUUGUUUCUUUGGAUUUAUCGGCUACGUGAUUUGGCUUCUAAAUUUAACUGGACCUGUAGAAAAUUUUGCGCGUAUGGUUGGCACAGAAGUGGUAAAGGUUGGACGAAACAAAAUAGUCGACGGGCUGGAAUCACGAGGGUAUACAGGAGUAGCGGAUAAAGUGGGUUCAGUUUUAGGUGAACCGCCGAAUAGAUUGAAGGAAAAGGAAAAGGAUCAGUAG
Messenger RNA from Ambispora gerdemannii, 2220 nucleotides. The record is from the annotation of a GenBank genome assembly. Lineage: Eukaryota; Fungi; Glomeromycota; Glomeromycetes; Archaeosporales; Ambisporaceae.